ACAAGCAAGCAUUGGUUUCUAGUGAAGAACAUAGGACCCACCUGACGAGGUAAGGUAGUUCUUCCACCCUCAGCUUGUCUGGCUUGGUUUGGUGAAAGGAAGAGGAAAAGAAGAAAAUAGAAAAUGGCAGGUGCAGAAGGGUUCGUGGAAGCAGAUAAUGCAGAGGCCAUUAUCACCAGAAUUGAACACAAAUCCCGCAAGAUCGAAACUUUACUCAAACAGUAUAAACCUGUGGAAGCUCUUAAAACCGCCCUUGAAGGCACAUACGCCAUCAUUGGGGAUGAGCGUUGCAAGUCAGCACACUGGCUUGUGGUGCACAGAGCUAUCAUGGCUAUAAAAGAUGUGGAUGGGAUGCUUUCUUCAUUGGAUCCUGAGUACUAUGAUAUCCUAAUGAAGUACUUGUAUAGAGGCUUAGCUACCGGAGAUCGUCCCACAUGCGAUCAAUGUCUUCGGAUUCAUGAAAAAUUGACAGAGAAAGCAGGACUUGGUUGCAUCCUACGUUUUCUGACUGAUACUGUACAUACAGUUUGAUUUCUGAACUACCUUUAUAUUUGAAUUUUUUGUUCUUUUCCUUUGGUGUUUUUGAUUUUUCUUGUCUAUGCAAGACUACAGCAAUCAAUGUAGUGAAGUAUCAGGGAAAUAUAUUAAUGUUGGAUUGUUGGAUUCAAAGUAAUAUGAACUUUACCUUUUCAAUAC
This is a messenger RNA of Vigna angularis (adzuki bean), 696 nucleotides long. Its product is annotated as actin-related protein 2/3 complex subunit 5A. Gene Ontology annotation, cellular component: Arp2/3 protein complex; actin cytoskeleton; cytoplasm. The transcript has 4 exons. Gene Ontology annotation, biological process: regulation of actin filament polymerization; Arp2/3 complex-mediated actin nucleation. NCBI's taxonomy places the organism in Eukaryota, Viridiplantae, Streptophyta, Magnoliopsida, Fabales, Fabaceae. The record is from RefSeq and is a predicted model, not a curated record. Bases 124 to 531 code for a protein of 135 amino acids. Gene Ontology annotation, molecular function: actin filament binding.